Messenger RNA from Dioscorea cayenensis subsp. rotundata (Guinea yam), 1345 nucleotides. Its product is annotated as probable serine/threonine-protein kinase WNK11. Gene Ontology annotation, molecular function: protein serine/threonine kinase activity; ATP binding. The record is from RefSeq and is a predicted model, not a curated record. Gene Ontology annotation, cellular component: cytoplasm. Lineage: Eukaryota; Viridiplantae; Streptophyta; Magnoliopsida; Dioscoreales; Dioscoreaceae. Bases 266 to 1252 code for a protein of 328 amino acids. The transcript has 4 exons. Gene Ontology annotation, biological process: protein phosphorylation; intracellular signal transduction.
GCGAGUUCGUAGGUCAUCGAGGAGUUCUUUCUAGCGCUUCGCCGUCUUCUUGCUGAGGGCUUCUGUGAUCCAGUUCGCCUAUUUCGAUCUGAACGCGGUUUUCAUGGCGGUAAUCCAACAACACUUCAACAAAUCCAGAACCUCUUACUUUCUAGUGAUCUGUGCUUCGUCUAUCUACAUUUGAUAAGCGAGAAUAAUUUCACAGGGAUUUUCAGUUUCUCAAAACCUAGGUCCCAGGUUUCCGGGCAUUGACCGAUUCCUUCCGAUGCCGUGCAUGGGGCCUAGCACUGAAGUGGAUAGCGACUCUGAACCGUUUGUAGAGGUAGACCCCACCGGCCGCUACGGCCGCUACAGCGACCUCCUUGGUGCCGGAGCUGUUAAACGAGUCUACCGAGCCUUCGACCAGGAGGAUGGCAUCGAGGUGGCCUGGAACCAGGUCAGGCUCCGCGGUCUCCGUGGCAAUGAGGAGAUGCUCGACCGACUCUUCUCUGAGAUCCGCCUUCUCCGGUCUCUCCGCCACAGCAACAUCAUCACUCUCUACAAAGUCUGGUCCUCGGAUGACCAUGGCGGCACCAUUAAUUUUAUCACCGAAGUCUGCACUUCCGGCAACCUCAGGGAGUAUCGGAUGAAACACCGUCAUGUGUCAUUGAAGGCGCUCAAGAAGUGGUCCCUCCAGAUUCUCUUGGGUUUGGAGUACCUGCACAACCAUGAACCCUGCAUUAUCCACCGGGAUCUCAAUUGCAGCAACGUUUUCGUCAACGGCAACCUUGGCCAGGUGAAGAUCGGAGACCUGGGUAUGGCGGCCAUAGUGGAAAGAGACCAUGUGGCACACUCGUUACUAGGCACCCCAGAGUUCAUGGCUCCAGAGCUAUACGAAGAAGAGUACACUGAACAAGUCGACAUCUACGCUUUCGGUCUGUGUGUGCUGGAACUAGUCACCCUGGAACUCCCAUACAGCGAAUGUGAUUCCGUUGCCAAGAUCUACCGCAAAGUCUCUGCUGGCAUUCGCCCAGCAGCACUGGGCAAAGUCCGUGAUUCGGAGGUGAAAGCCUUCAUCGAACGCUGCCUCGGCAAACCCCGUGCUCGGCCAUCCGCCACCGAACUCCUGAAAGACCCCUUCUUCUUCGGCCUUGAUGAUGUCCCACCCGAACUAUCACCUCCACCGACUCCAGAUUCUGCAAAUCCUGAAAGCCUAUCGCUCUCGUGCUCGGAGGAGUCUUCUCCUGACAUCGCUUCUCUCAGCUUGCAGUGAGUGAACACUCGGUUGACAGACCAUGCUGAAUCCGCAUAAUUGUUUGGAACUGACAUAAUGCGUGCUGUGUGGUGUGUGGGUGUUUGUUUGUUU